Physcomitrium patens is the source of this 1146-nucleotide messenger RNA. Its product is annotated as proteasome subunit alpha type-5. The record is from RefSeq and is a predicted model, not a curated record. Gene Ontology annotation, biological process: proteasome-mediated ubiquitin-dependent protein catabolic process. NCBI's taxonomy places the organism in Eukaryota, Viridiplantae, Streptophyta, Bryopsida, Funariales, Funariaceae. Gene Ontology annotation, cellular component: proteasome core complex; proteasome core complex, alpha-subunit complex.
AGUAAUGGGCUUGUGUCUAGAGACUAGAGAGCUGCAAGCGCCUAGGGUUCACCUUGAACACACGCACAGAGUGCGGGCUCUGAUAUUUCACUGUUUUGCUCAACUGUGCCGAUCUGCGUCUUCCUCGCAUCGCCGAAUCCGUCACCAUGUUUCUUACCAGGAGUGAGUAUGACAGAGGUGUCAAUACGUUCUCGCCGGAGGGGCGUCUUUUCCAAGUGGAGUAUGCUAUUGAAGCUAUCAAGCUUGGUUCAACGGCAGUAGGAUUGAAGACCAAGGAGGGUGUUGUCUUGGCUGUUGAGAAACGAAUUACCUCAGUUUUACUGGAACCCACCAGUGUCGAGAAGAUCAUGGAAAUCGAUGAGCAUAUUGGGUGUGCGAUGAGCGGACUAACUGCGGAUGCUCGCACGCUUGUUGAGCAUGGGCGUGUGGAAACGCAGAAUCACAGAUUCUCCUACAAUGAGCCAAUGAGUGUAGAAUCUACUACACAAGCUCUGUGCGAUCUGGCUUUGCGCUUUGGAGAAGGCGAUGAAGAAUCAAUGUCACGUCCUUUCGGAGUCUCACUGCUUAUUGCUGGUCAUGAUGAAAGUGGACCAUGCUUGUAUCACACAGACCCAUCUGGAACAUUUUGGCAAUGUGAUGCUAAGGCAAUCGGUUCAGGAUCAGAAGGUGCCGACACUUCCCUCCAGGAGCACUUCAACAAGAAUAUGACGCUGGAGGAAGCUGAGACUUUGGCACUGUCUACCUUAAAGCAAGUCAUGGAAGAAAAGGUAACAUCUUCUAAUGUGGACAUUGCUAAGGUGGCUCCCAAGUAUCAUUUGUACUCACCCGAAGAAGUUGAGGCUGUUAUACAGCGAUUGUAAUCAUCUGGGUAGAUCAAAACUCGAAGUUUCAGAACUUGAGGAUGCGGUUCUUCGGCAGCACGUACAUUUCAUAAGCUCUUAUUGCAGACUCUUCAAUCCUAAGAUUAUCUUUCACUUAGAUUCAAGCUUCUACGUUCGUGGAACUGUUCAGAGUGCAGAGCUCUGUUACAGGUGGCCAUGGCUCGGACUCCAGUAAUUGGUUAAAGUUGGGUAUUCAUUUUGAGUAUAUGUACUAAUUCAAAUUGGGUAACUGGAGUCCAUUUUUGAGAAGACCGUUUCCAGUGUU